This is a messenger RNA of Callorhinus ursinus (northern fur seal), 5184 nucleotides long. Lineage: Eukaryota; Metazoa; Chordata; Mammalia; Carnivora; Otariidae. The record is from RefSeq and is a predicted model, not a curated record.
AUGGCACUCUGGCGACAGUCCUCCUUUAAAUGCCGGGACAACUGGCAGCCGCUGGUGGAUGCCCUGCCCUCCUGUGGCACCGAGCCUUGUGUGGGCCUCAUGAAGGACCUCAUCGUGUCUGGGGAGGUGGAGGUGGACGAGAUGGAGGCGUGGCUCUGGUCGCUGGCCCUUGUCCCACAGCCCACGGAUGCCAUGGUCCACACGCUGCUGCCACUCCUGCAGACCUCGGGGGCCAGCCCCAGUGCCUUCCUUGGUAUCUCGGCCCUGGUGCACAACCUCUGUGCCUCCCUGGAUGGGCCCUGUGGACACCUGCCUGGCGUCAGCUCCCUCGUGAGGAUCCUGGGAGAGGCCUUGGGUGCCAACUGCACCUUCCAGGAGCCGUCGGACGCUGAGCAGCUCCAGCUCGUGCUGAAGGCGAUUGGCAACGCAGGCCUGGCGGUCACAGCUCUUACCCCCACACUGAGCACCUGUGCGUCCCAGAGGAGCUGCCCCCCUGAGGUCCGGCUGGGGGCCAUCCAGGCCUUCCGGAGGGUCCCCUGCUCUGCAGACCGAUCCGCGCUCUCCCGUCUGUACCAAAACCCUGAGGAGGAUGCUGAGAUCCGCAUCAACGCCUACCUGGCCCUGAUGAGAUGCCCUGGCGAGGAGGUGUUUGCGCAGGUGCGGUGGACCCAGGCAGCUGAGCGGUCCACCCAGGUGGGCUCCUUUGUGUGGAGUCACCUGAUGCAGCUGCUGGAGACCAGUGACCCCCUGAAGCGAGCUCUCCAGGAGGCCCUCCCUGAGGACAUCCUGAGUCGGAAGUUCCAGCCGGAGGCCUGGAAACACUCGUCCUAUUCUGAUGUCACGUUCCGCUCAGUGUCUGGCAGCCUGGGAGCCAACCUGGAGGGGACCCUUCUCUUUUCUCCAGCCUCCUUUCUCCCCCGUUCUGCCACGACUAACCUGACCAUCCACGCCCUAGGUCAUGCCUUCAACCUCCUGGAGCUUGGCCUCCGGCUGGAAAAUGCAGAGAAAAUCGUCCACAGGCUCUUUGGCGGGAAGUCAUUCUGGGGGCAGGAAGAGGAGAGAGAGGCCCAGCCAGAGAAAUCCCCAGAGCCAGAACCACCCACACCACAGGCAGCCAAUCCUGACUGUCCAGCAGAAAGGUCCGGAAAGAUGAGAGACCUGCAGCAGAAGGUGGCCCGGAGGCGCGCAGAGCGGCGGGCCCUGCGGUGUGAGCUGAGCGCGAAGGUGUUUGGGCACGAGCUGAGCUUCGUGAACUGUGGGGUCGUGGGGAGCCACGUGACACGCCAGUCCUUGAACCUGGCCGAGCUGUCAGUCAAGCUCCUGAAGGGGCAGGAGGUACAGGUGACCCGGAGGCUGAACCUGGCGGUGCAAGAGCUCACCUUUCCCACCAUAUCCGGCCUUCCAGCCCGGCUGACCCUCAAUGUCUCGGCCGCCAUCAGCGUCCGAGUCCGAGGGACUGCCGACUUCCAGCAGCAUCUGGAUUUCUCUGUGCAUGGCUACAUCAAGCCCAGAGACUGUGAGGAAAUGCUGGGCAGCUGUGCCCACUUGACAGUUCAGGCCAAUGAUGACGAGGUCCGAAUGGACCAGAUGGCGUGGCUGGUGCACUGGAGGGCGUGGUCCGCGGUGACUCAGGACUGGCCCAGGCCUGCGGAGAACAGCCGGGAGCGGCCGGGGCAUGCCCUGCUCCAGAUCUCGGCACAGAUGGGCACGAUGGGCGCCCUGGGGCAGGCCGGGCUGAGGUGGGUGACCGGCGUCCGUGGCACCGCCAGCCUGGAUGGUGGGAUCCACGCGAGGAAGGGCCGGGACCUCAAGGUGCAUCUCAACACUCCCGAGGAGGCCGUGGAGCUGCUCAGCUUCAGCUCUAAGCUGUAUCUCGUCACUGGGGAUGAUGUGAGGAGCUUCAGGAAUGUCCACCACCCUUCUGAGGCCCAAUCCUGUACUGACAAGAAAGUGUCCCACACCUGGGGCUGGCGGCUAUGUACAGAAGUCACCUGGCCGGCAGCUGGUCAGCCCUACCUGCUCUCAGUGCCUGUGUUCCUGGCUGUGACAUUGACGAAGCAGGACCGGGGCCUCCGACAGUAUCUGCUGGAAGCUGCCUAUACCUUCCAUUCCUGGAAGGACAGCUGGCUCCCUCAGGAAGCUUCGGUUCACCUCUUCAUGGGCACCCCCAAGUCAGAGGUGCCCAGGGAUGUCGGGGUGGAUGUCAGGUACAGCUUGCCCCAGGGGAAGUUCCGGCUCAAGCUUCUGCAUCCCAGGAAGAAAAUGCAGCUGGAUGGAAAGAUGGAGACUCUACAGAGUGCCCGGGUGGGUCACCUGGAGCUGAUACUGGAUGACAGGGACGUCUACUACAUUAAGGGCCGGAGCGACCUGUGGCCUGCAGCUGGGGGCGAGGCCCAGCGGUGUGAGGUCCAGCUGGAGGUGAAACUCGUGACAGCAGGGAAUCCUGUGGUCCUCAUGGGGAACCUCAGCCAGCAGACCGGCAGCAAGUUGGCCUUUUCCGUGUCACUGAGCAACCUGCUGAGCGACCAGGCCCACCUGUCAGUGCGGCUGGAGAAGGCAGUGGAGGACGGGCUGCAGGUGGUGGCCCUGGGUGGCGAGCUCUCUGUGCCCGGUUUCGUGGGACUGCACCUCGUGGGCAGGCUACAGAGGCACAGCCGCCUCUGGACCAGCUCCCUGAGGAUCAAGUACGGCCUUCUGGGUCAGGCGAGGCGGCUGGCCCAGGAGUGCAGCACCAUCCAGAGGCUGCGGGCACAUAGUGGCUCAGAGGUGACCUAUGAGCUGGAGCUGGACCACGAGCUCCACUGCACACAGACCCCAGCACUCAGCCACAAGGUUCAGCUGCGGCACGAGGAGGGCUUGGGCUCCCUGCACUCACAACUGGAGGCGAGCUACGGGAUGCGCUGGAAUGAGAGCAGCAAUAAGAGGAAGCUCCGCAUCAGCCACACCUUCCAGAACGACUCGGGUCCAGCCCUGAGCAAUUACUUCAUGGAGUUUGUGCUGCAGGUGCCUGAGAGGCAGGUGGAUUACCGUAUGCAGCUGUAUCACUCAAGCCUUCGCCAGCCACACGUGGAGAGCAGCACACACCUGAAGGUGCAGUACAAUGGGCGGCUGCCCUUUGUGGCAGGCUUGCAGUGGAAGGACACGUCUCGAGCUACCCUGUGGAAGUGGGAAGGAGCCUUGAACAUGGAUAGUCCUUGGCUGACGGUCUCCGCGGCUCACAGGCUGGACUGGCCACGCCGACCCAUGUUCCAGGCUGUCCUGGAGAUGACACUGGGCAAGGCCUGGACCCUCAAGAACCUGGUGAUGAACGUGGCCUACAGGAACCAGGGCCUCGACACGGAGGGCAAGAUCCACGUCUACACCCCGGCUACCACGUACCUCCGGGUAUCCACGGUGACAACGUUGGCCCAGAGCCUCUUCCGCAGCCGGAGUGAAGUAGAAUCAGCCUGGAGCGCCGCAGUGUGGAGCGAGAUCCACGCAGAGAACAGCCAGGACCUUAAGACGCUUCACUGCUGGUUGAAGGGCCCCCUGCAGGAGUUGAACCUAACGGCCGCCUACAGGCAUAUGGAGCAGCCCCAGAAGACUCACAUGUCGCUGACGGCUCUGGUGACCAGCACCAGGGGCCAGCCUCGGGGCCUGGAGUUGGAGGGCAAGCUGGAGGAGGUGACACGGGACAGGAGCUUGUACCAGAAGCGGGGGACCUUCCUCCUCAGGCACGCCUUGCCUCUGCCCAUCCCGCAGAGCCUCCUCCUGCAGGAGACCUUCACAGCGGAUAGGCAACACCAGCGAUGCUCCCUGGAAACUAGGCUCGUCCUGAACGGCCAAGAGGAGACCCUGCAGACCGUAGUCCUGGGCUACCAGGCUGGACACCCCUACGUCUGCGCAGGCCUGACCCACCCAUAUGACGGCAAGGCCGUCCCCAGGAACGUGGAGGGGUGCGCCGUUGCUUGGAGCCAGCACGCCGCUCAGAACAGGGAGGUUGAGGCCACUUUGAAAGUCAACCAGAAAGUCAUGCUGCACCUAAAGGGUCUGCACCGUGACCAAUCUCAGCAUGGGGACAUCUGGCACAGCCUGGCCCUGGACGCUGCUCACGCCUCCCAGCUGAGGCUCCCCCAGGCCCUGCGUUUGGAUGGGGAUGUCAUCUUCAGAUGGGGUCCCCGGGGAGCAUUUGACUGCAGCCUGGACGCAAGGGCCACCAUCAACCACAACAUCACAUCCCAGGUCUCAGUCCAGCUGAACAGAUCUGACUCCCACUUGGCGUUCCUCCUCCAGCUCAGACAUCCCCACAGACCAAGAUUUCCUCCAGACUUACAGGUGCAGGUGGCUGCCCAACGAUACAAAGACAGCCUCAGCGGCUCCCUGUCUGUGCACACGUCCAACCGGGAGCUGGUUCUGCUGGAGGCUGACACCAGCCAGGACACCCAGAGACGCAGCCGGGGCUGGGACAUGAGCGUCCUCCUCCACCAGGCAGUCCUCAGCGCCCCCCAGGCCAUUCAGCUGCAGCUGUCCAGCAAGGUGGCCCCAACCAGGGUUUGGCUGUUUUAUAAGGUGCUGGUGGACCAGAACACAGCACAGCUUCUCCUCAAGGCUUCCAUGGAGAAGAGGGGAGGCCAGGUCUUGACCCUGCAGAGCCAAGUCCAGCACACGGUGGCUUGUUGGACAGCUCUGCCCCGCCUCCUGACCCUCAAGGGCAUGCUGAAGCAGAAGGAGAUGCUCAAAGAGGGAACCGUCAGGAUCACUGCUGACUCAGCUGUGCUGGGCUUCCUCCUGCGGGACAAGCAUGAGAGGGCAGGGAACAGCACCAGCGUGCACAGUGUGACGGGCAUCCUCCCCCAGAAGAGCAGCCAGGCCUUGCCAAGAGAGCUUUUGCUGAGAGGGCGACUGCAGGCCCGGCCGGGGAGCCUCGGGGGCCAGGCCCGCCUCCGAGCCCACUUGGCAAGCCUGGCUCUGGGCGGGGUCUGCACCUGGGGCCCUGGGCGUGCCCAGCUCUCAGGCAGCCUGAGCCACAACAUCAGCACCUUGAGCGAGGCAGGUAUAUUGGGGGAAGUGGGACCUGAGAGGCUGGAGUUUGCCUCGAGGCCUGCAGACCCUGCAGAGAGAAGGACUCCCCUCGGAGGCAGAGAUGCUCUUGUCACACACCCACGGGGCUUCCAACCUCUCGGCGAGCCUGGCACUGCGGAGUGA